Messenger RNA from Linum tenue, 2667 nucleotides. Lineage: Eukaryota; Viridiplantae; Streptophyta; Magnoliopsida; Malpighiales; Linaceae. The record is from the annotation of a GenBank genome assembly.
AUGAGGCAAAAGGAGGGAUUCGGCUUCUCCUGGGUUCUCCUCUGCUACUUCGCCGCCGCCGCCGCCGCCGCUUCCCUCCACCUCAUCGGAGCUCAGAACUAUGCCCCCACGGACAAAAUCCUUCUCAACUGUGGCGCCAGCACGGAUCUCAACGACACCGAUAGCCAGACGUGGCACCCGGACAACCAGGGCUCCAAGUACUUGCCCCCAUCGGGGAACUCCCUGACCGCCGCCGCGGCCUCUCAGAACCCUGGGGUCGCUCAGGUCCCGUUCAUGUCCGCCCGCAUCUUCCGGUCGAACUUCACCUACACUUUCCCCGUCGGUUCGGGCCACAAAUUCCUCCGCCUCUACUUCUACCCAGCUUCCUACGGCAACAAUCUCAACUCCACCGAUGCUCUCUUCUCCGUCUCCGCCGGCGGGUUCACCCUGCUCAACAACUUCAGCGCCGCCCAGACUGCAUCGGCCCUCAAUUGGGACGUCGUCGUGAAGGAGUACUCCAUCAACGUCGACGCCGGAUCCCUCAAUGUAACGUUCUCCCCAUCCACGACUUCUUCUAGAUCUUUCGCGUUUGUGAAUGGGAUCGAGGUUGUGUCCAUGGAUAACAUCUACGGAGAUCCCAAUGGAGCUCUGCCCAUCGUAGGACAGAGCGGUACUUAUUCCAUCGAUAACUCAUCGGCUCUGGAGAAUGUCUACCGCUUGAAUGUCGGCGGCAACGAUAUAUCGCCUUCCGGCGACACUGGGAUGCUCCGGUCGUGGAGCGAUGACCAGCUCUACAUCUACGGUGCGGCAAUUGGAGUUGCGGAGUCUGCUGAUCCUGGGACCAGCCUCAAAUUCCCUUCUGGAACCCCUUCCUACAUCGCCCCUGAGAAUCUCUACCUCACCGCGAGAUCCAUGGGUCCAGGGCCGCAAGUCAACCUGAAUUACAACUUGACCUGGAUAUUCAAUGUCGAUUCGGGCUUCAAUUACUUGGUCAGGCUCCAUUUCUGUGAGAUGUCCAAUAUCACGAAGAUAAACCAGAGGGUGUUCAAAGUCUACAUCAACAAUCGGACGGCAGAGGACGCUUUCGAUGUGAUUGCCUACGCCGGAAGUAGUGGUGUUCCGGUUCAUAAGGAUUAUGUUGUUCUGGUCGCCGGCGGAACCCCUCAGCAGGACCUUUGGUUAGCACUUAAUCCCAAUAACGCUUCUAAGCCAGAGUAUUACGACGCAAUCUUGAAUGGGGUCGAGAUAUUCAAGCUAAGCAGUCCAGCUGGUAAUCUAGCCGGCCCUAAUCCAAUUCCUCUCCCCAAGGUUAGGCAGGCAGCCAAGCAUUCCAAAAGCCGCGUUGCAGUGAUCGCCGGUUGCCUAUCAGCUGCUUUGGUCGUCGUCCUUAUUGCCGGUUUCUGCUUCGUUAAUGCAUCUCGUCGCCGUAGGCAAGGGAAGGAGCCGAAUUCGAGCGAUGGUCCAUCCGGCUGGCUUCCACUCUCUCUAUACGGCAACUCGCACUCAGCAGGUUCAGCCAAGACAAACACAACAGGAAGCUAUGCCUCUUCUCUGCCAUCGAACCUCUGCCGCCACUUCUCCUUUGCUGAGAUCAAGGCCGCCACCCACAACUUCGACGACUCUCGCGUCCUCGGAGUAGGAGGCUUUGGUAAAGUGUACAGGGGAGAGGUGGAUGGCGGGACGAUGAAAGUGGCGAUCAAGCGUGGCAACCCGUUGUCUGAACAGGGCGUCCACGAGUUCCAGACCGAGAUAGAGAUGCUCUCCAAGCUCCGCCAUCGCCACCUUGUUUCCUUGAUCGGAUACUGCGAGGAGAACUGCGAGAUGAUCCUGGUGUACGAUUACAUGGCCUAUGGAACAUUGCGCGAGCACCUGUACAAGACUCAGAAGCCUCCCUUGCCGUGGAAGCAACGGCUCGAGAUCUGCAUUGGCGCUGCCCGUGGCCUCCACUACCUCCACACGGGUGCCAAGCAUACGAUCAUUCACAGGGAUGUCAAGACGACCAACAUCCUGUUGGACGAGAAGUGGGUGGCGAAAGUUUCCGACUUCGGGCUGUCGAAAACCGGGCCGUCUCUGGAUCACACCCACGUGAGCACGGUGGUGAAGGGGAGCUUCGGGUACUUGGACCCGGAGUACUUCAGGAGGCAGCAGCUGACGGAUAAGUCCGAUGUGUACUCUUUCGGGGUGGUCCUGUUCGAGUGUCUGUGUGCUCGGCCAGCAUUGAACCCUACCUUGGCGAAGGAGCAAGUGAGCUUGGCUGAGUGGGCUGCCCACUGUCACACCAAGGGGAUGCUGGAACAGAUUCAGGACCCUUACUUGAAGGGGAAGAUAGCCCCCGAGUGUUUCAAGAAGUUUGCCGAGACAGCAAUGAAGUGCGUCUCUGAUCAAGGAAUCGAGAGGCCUUCGAUGGGUGACGUGCUGUGGAACUUGGAGUUUGCGCUGCAGUUGCAGGAGAGUGCCGAGGAGAGCGGGAAGGUGUGUGGCGGAGGUGGGAUCGAUAACGAGGAGGAGCCGUUUACCGGGUGUGGUGGGGGGAAGAAGGACCCGAACGAGGAGUCGCCUGGGUUGGAUGGUACACAGACGAGUGGGAUGAGCAUGAGCAUUGGUGGGAGGAGCCUUGCGAGUGAAGAUUCGGAUGGGCUGACUCCCAGCGCGGUGUUCUCGCAGAUCAUGAACCCUAAGGGGCGUUAG